Messenger RNA from Danaus chrysippus (African queen), 8580 nucleotides. The record is from the annotation of a GenBank genome assembly. Lineage: Eukaryota; Metazoa; Arthropoda; Insecta; Lepidoptera; Nymphalidae.
AUGUGUUCAAUGCAUUUUGUGGUUCAUCCAUUACCUGGUACCGAGGAUCAAUUGAUAGAUAGACUUCGAGAGGUAGCUGAACGUUGGAACAGAUAUGGUACCGGAGCCGCGCCGUCCGCUCUUUCGUCUCUGCGAGGCGUCCGGGCUGUUGCUGCGGGACCGGCCCAUAUCGCUUGUUUGUUGGAAGAUGGUUCCAUUUGUCGAGCUGCCUUCUCCAUUAUACCCGACAGAUUGGAUUUAAGCAAAGCGGAUGCGAGCAAAAGUGGUGGAAAUGGUGGUGGAGGAAGCGGUGGAGGUGGAACCAGCGGUGGGAAACAGGGAGGCAGCGGAGGGGGCUGCGGCUCGAGACAACAGCCACGCACUCGAGCUAGAAUUAUGAGGAAUUCUAUUCGCGCUGCACCGAGUUCACAAGGGUCCACAAGUAGGGCUACGGGUGUUAUUAUAGGAGCAUCUGGGUCGAGUAGAGUUGUAUCUACGGUUCCAGCCCCAUUCGUUCCAGAAGAUCUAGUUACUCAGGCUCAGGUUGUCCUCCAGGGGAAGAGCAGGAGCUUAAUUAUACGAGAACUACAGCGCACAAACUUGGAUGUAAAUCAGGCGGUGAACAAUCUGCUGUCGAGAGAUGACGAGGAGGGCGAGGAGCCCGAGGGAGGAGAGGGAGGUGACGGUUACGUGCCCGAGGAUCUCAUUUCCCUGCUGGAUGGAGGUUUCCACGCAACCCAGCAAGACCAGUCCGUCAUCAUAGACGCGGACGCCAUGUUCUCCGAGGACAUCUUCGGGUACGCGGCUGUCAGAAGUCGUAGCGGAGGUGGUGGUGGUAGUGGAGGUGGCCGCGCGGGCGCCAGUCGUGAGAGUAGCAGUUCCACACAGGAACGUCCGUCAGAAUUCAGCCGCUGGCGUGAGAGGCAGUACUUCGGUCCACGUCGGUGGCUCGAGUCUGCAUUGAGAGACACCUCGUGGGACAAAGAAGGAGUUGAAAACAAGAAGAAAGAUUCCGCCAUGGCGGCAUCGCCAUUGUGGGUGUCUGAGGAAUUGGAAUAUUGGGAUAGCAGCAUCCGGUUUACACACAUCGCUGCUACAUACAGUGAAUUAAUUGCGAUCUCAACCCAAGGACAAUUGCAUCAAUGGCGCUGGGCCGAUGCGCAUCCAUACCAGCGUAAUGAUGCUUCUGGAAGCAUUUACCACCCUCGUGGUAAUUGGUUGGGUUUAGCACCUGGUGAGAGAAUAGUCAGCGUUAGUGCUGCCGGGAUACGCGUGUCUAUUCUCAGUGAUGGUGGACGUAUCGCUACAUUUUUGGACGAAUCAAUAGCACAUGCCCCGGGAGCUGCUCGUCUAGAACAUCAAUUGCAGACAUUUACUGAAUUUGGAUCUGAUAGAUCUGUAUCGCUGCACGUGUGCUCAUUGUACACUGUUGCAAGACUGGAAUCUGGAACGCUAUACUGGUGGGGUGUCCUGCCAUUGGGUCAACGCGCUCGUCUUUGGGAGAAACAUCGAGCCCGGUCUCGCAAACAACAACGUGGCCACUCAUCUAAUACACCCACUGAUCUUCAAGCUGGACAGAGUGUCACUAUGAAGAAUGCACCUAUGUACCAACCUGGUGCCAUCGGUUUUAAUAUGUCAACGGGAGUGCCAAAAGUUGGAAUAUUACAAAACGCGGCUUGGAAUUUAUCCGACACUUGUCGUUUUAAGUUGCUUCCCCCUCCACAACCUGAUCGCUCUAUUUCAGACAAAGACAAGAGAGAUUUACAGAACCAAUCUCCGCUAACAGUGUCUUCAGUGAAGGCAUCCUCAUCGAACAGUAAUAGCAAGGACGGCGGUAAAGAUAGUAACAAAGACAUGGCUGAUCGGCUCGACAUGCCGCCGCCGCCUAGCCCUGCAUCAUCUACGUGUAGCGAUACUAGCACUUCCCAUAAACGGGCAAAACGCGUAACAGUUCGUGGCGAAGAGGGAUCGUCUAACGAUGGUGCUAAACGCGACGAAGAAGAGUGGCCUCUCAAAGAAGUUGUGUUUUUGGAAGAUGUGAAAAGUGUUCCGCUUGGCCGUGUAUUAAAAGUGGACGGGGCUUACGCAGCAGUCCGUUUUCCAUCUGUGGGCAAAGACGGGAAAGAGAUUGUGCCAUCAACCUCUGACGAUAUGCUGACGGUACUACAGGAUUGUAGAUUGGUACGCAAGGAUGACUUGGUGGCGGUGAAGUGGGGCGCGGGCGGCACCGCCGGGCCGCGCGGACCCGACUGUCUGCAGCGAUCACCUAGGAAAAUAACAUUACCUCCAGAUCUAAAUGUUAUAACUAUCGCCGUCGAUAAUCGCGGAGUACACGCAGUUGUCCGACGCCCUGGUGGUGCCUUAGCGUAUGCUGUGUACGCAGUGGGCACAACCCGCGCCCUCACAGACAGCACGUUCCCCACAGACCAUACCGCUCUACUGGGUUACUCUAAUGGUCAAGCUAUACAGCUAACAACUGCAGCUGAGGGAAGUGAACCAGUGGUGAUGAUGUUAGAUGGCAACGGCGCCCUGUACCCCGUGUCUCGGGAUUGUGUUGGCGCGGUCCGCGAGCCGCCGCCGCUGAACCUUCCUCCCGCACGAGCGCUCGCAGCACACGCGCUGCCACUACAGCCGCACCACCCACACCAUCCACAUCAUCCGGCCCUUAAAUCACAGGUUGCAUUAAUAAUAAUGGUUCCGGAACCCCAAAUAAUGAUGCCUCGCGUUCUACGCUGCGACCUAGAUGGUCUCAGACAAUUGCUGCACCAACUUGAAUCAGAUUCAAAUAAACAACAAAUUCUUUCAAUCCUGCAAGAGCGCUGUGACGGUAAUAGAAACAUACUUCACGCGUGUGUGCACAUGUGUGCUCCGACAUCUAAUAAAGAACCCGACAUUGUGGACAAUGCGUCAAUGCCUAAUGUGCCAGCUGGUACUGGUGGUAGUGGUGCCAGCUCUGAAGAAUCCGUACCAGCUCUCUCCUGGCCACCAGAAACAUUCGAGGCUUCUGGAGAUGAAGAUAGCUUAAUGGGACUCACUAACAAUGGAAAAAUUACAAGUGGCAGUAACAACGGCGGCAGCUCAGUGAGUGCAGACCCCGCAGAACGUCGCGGUAACGCUCUAGCGGCAUUGAGGACGCUCUGCGAAAGUUCAGUACUGCAGCCUUACCUCAUGCAGCUGCUUACUGGCAAGGAUGGUAUGGGACAAACGCCCCUGAUGGCAGCGGUGGCUGAACGUGCUUACCGCGCCGCUCUAGUGAUUCUCGACGCUAUCAGAGCGUGUUCCGAUGCUGACGAGGCUCAGCGGUCAGCCGCCAUAUUCCCUCCCAACGCACAUCCCGACCACUCGCCCCUGUUAGUUCUGUGCUGCAACGACACCUGCAGCUUCACCUGGACGGGACAGGAUCACAUCAACCAGGAUAUAUUUGAGUGCAAAACGUGCGGACUCACUGGAUCUUUGUGUUGUUGCACUGAAUGUGCUAAGGUGUGCCACAAGGGUCACGACUGUAAACUGAAACGCACGUCGCCUACGGCUUAUUGUGACUGUUGGGAGAAAUGUCGCUGUAAAGCAUUGUUGGGUGGUAACUGGGCCGCUCGAUGCGAUCUACUCGCUCGACUUGCUAGAGAUACACAACUCGCCACACACUUCAAUUCUAGAGGCGAAUCCAUCUUACUGUUCCUAGUUCAGACGGUGGGUCGGCAGGCGGUGGAGCAGCGUCAGUUCCGCUCGGGCAGCGGUCGAGGUCGCGUGCCUCGCAAGCAACCGGGCUCAGACGCGGAGGUGGACGUGCCGGACCACGACCUCGAACCUCCGAGAUUUGCGAGACGUGCCCUCGUGCAUUUACUAGGAGAUUGGCCUGCAGUUGAAGCCGCAAUAAUGUGCGGCUCGAACGGUUCCGAAGCUGACACUGGCGCCGGCACCACCGUGCCACAACAAUCUGGAACUACUCUGUUAGACAAAUUUACACAUGCACUGAUCGUAAAGUGCACUAAUGAGAUGCUAGAUACUCUCUUACACACGUUGAUCAGGGAACAACAGAACGACAGCAUCCCCGGCCGGGCUGAGCGUGCUCGUGAAGUGACCAGGCGAUUUGUGCGCUCCGUCGCUAGAAUCUUUGUUAUAUUCAGUGUUGAAAUGGCACCGGGAGCGGCUAAGAAGAAAGGUCCAUUAUCGAUUACAUCGUCGCUGGUGCGAUGUCGACGUGUUUUUGGGGCGCUGGAGGCUCUCUCAGUGGAAGAGUUAGUAGAGGCCGCCGACGCGCUCCUAGCGCCGGUGCGACUCGGUGUAGUUCGUCCGACUGCGCCCUUCCCACUAGCGACCACUUACGUAGAUCUGGUGAACGGCAGUGAAGAUCUGUUUGGUGUCGAACCGCUCUCUACUGGACAUUCACGAAUAACACACUCCCGAAGGGAAUCGAAUGUGGCGGGUGGUCGAGGUGUCGCAGCUGGUGGCACGUCGAUGGGGAGUUCCACUUUAGUUCCCGACCGUUCCUCUACACCUGUGGCCACCGAGUACCCGGACGACGUGGCUGGGGAGGCUCUGGGAGGCGAUGAUGACGCUUCGGAGACAGAUGAGUCUAACAUACCCGCACCCGUCCCACCUACAGAGUCACAACAUCACGACGACCCAAUGGGUGACAGAGGACAAGAGCAACAUGUGGUGGUAGAAAACGGAACAGAACGAGCCGAAGGUGGUGAGAGCGAAAGCGAAUUAGAUUUGCUGGCGGAAGCGGAAACGGAGAGUGACUCAGACGAUCAAGAUAACGCUGAAUCAGCACAGCGGAGUGUACAGACGGGAGCAACGCAAGGAUCAGAUGCCGUUAUCUGGUGCACUGCAACAGGCAUAGCAUCGCUAUUGCUGUAUCCAGAAGACGAGAGCGGCGACUCCACGCAGCCCGAGGACGAGGACUCCGAGGCCGGCGAGACUGACGAACAAGACGCGGAGGCCGAGCUGCCCCUACACGACGGAGAACCGCUGGAACGACGCUCCGCACCUCCCUCCAGACCCAAUCUGGCGCCUCAUUCGAUGCAAUGGGCUAUACGUUCUCGUGAGACAUCCCGCGGUACUACAAGUAGUACGAGCGGUGUUCGCCUGACCGGUCGCUCGUCCCUCGUGUUCAUAGACCCGACCUCACUUGGACGUUCUACUGCGGCGGCGGCCGCGGGGGCGCACGACCCACACUCCACAUCUACCACUGCGUCUUUCCUUGCACGUGCUUUCGGCAUUGUAAUUCGAGAAAUAACUGAUCUACUCUGGGAAUACGAGCGUGUAACACUGCCGUUGCCGCGUAAGUUGCAUCUGGCUCACAGAGAAGCCCUGCGGUUGCAAUGUUACCUCGAGCGCCAGCUUAAACAAACUUGGGAUUGGCUAGUGACGGUCAUGGAUGCUACAGAAGCACAAUUAAGAUUUGGAGCUUCGUUAACUUCAAACAAUGCGAGCACAUCAAAUAGUGAUAACCGUUCGUCAGCGCCCGUUGCCCGGCGCACACCCUCCUUCCCUUCACCAGCAACGAGGAUUAUUGGCUUUUCAGAAGCUCCACCACGCAGAGAUCGGGAACAAGGUGUAGAAGCUGGAAGUGCUCGUCGCGAAUUCCUCGCAUACUGCCUGUCCUUGCUGCGCGCCCACAGCGCCGAACAUGCGGAACAACUGCCUGUGCUGGACGUGGCCGCCUUGAAGCACGUGGCAUACGUACUGGACGCUCUGGUGUAUUAUAUGAGGGCAGCGCAACCACAACCACAUCACCACCAACAUUUAUGGACAUCGGAUGAAAAUGAGAAUGAGGAAGGUGAGGAAGAGAUGGUGGUAGGUGGUAGCGCGGCGGCCGAGUCGGACGGUGAGGGUGACGGAGCCCGCGGACGGACUCACGCGUUCUUCCAGCGCUCAGAUUCAACGCUAUGUCUCGGCUGCCCGCCUCCCGAUCCGUUUAACAUGACAAUGCAAGAUGCGUUGCCUCUGGCCGAUCAACCGCAACUUCUGCAACCUAACGCCCGUCGGGAGGAAUUGUUUGGAAUGCCACGUCAACCAGUCACUGUGCCCACCACUGGAGAGGGACCUCCUGGUAUAAACAACCCAUUAGAAGUGGUUCCUCGGCGACUAGGACUCUCCAGCCGAGGCACGGAGCGCGGCUGGUCACCGCCGGCCCGCCCCGCUUCCGCUCCGCCGACACACAACCACACCCUCACGAGAGAUGAACCACAGGAUCUCUCCUGCGCCAAAGACACAGUGACGAAAAUGGAAAUUGACACAGAUGGAGAAUACUUAUCAGACUCUGAUUCUAAUGAAGCAAGACAACAGGACAGACAGAUUCCUAGAAAGAAACAUCACAGACAUCCACAUGCCAACACAAUGAAUAGUCAUCAAGAAACAAACGCGAGUACUUCAGAGUUCCACACGUUAGUCGACACAGCCUGCUCUAUCAUCGAAGCACCGCACCAACAGAAUGUGUCCUCUAUACCUGGUCCAAGCGGCUCAAGCUCAUUGUCGCUAGAACCACGGGCGUCGUCCUCACGAAGCCCCGGCAAGAGCGUUAUUGUACGUGCUGGUGAAUUGCUUAGUGCGGCUGAUCCUCUCGAGUCUCAAGAAAUAUCGGCCCAUGUGACAGUUGAAACCACUGGCUUGCCGUCCGCGACUCUGCUGCCACCUCAAGUUCUCAAUGCCCCCGCUCAACCUCGGGCUUGUCCAUCGUUGGGCGCAUCGGUUUCCCACGAUUUGUUGCUGGGUCGCUGGCGGUUAUCUCUUGACUUAUUUGGGCGUGUGUUCACUGAGGACGUGGGCUUAGAACCAGGAUCCGUAGUCGCGGAGCUAGGAGGAUUCCCUGUUAAGGAAGUCAAAUUCCGUCGUGACAUGGAGAAGCUAAGGAAUUCGCAACAAAAAGAUUUGACCUUACAUAAGAUGGAACGUGAUCGCGCUAAGCUAUUGCAACAAACAUUUGCUGAGUUAAACAGCGCCUUUGCUGGUCACAACCGUCGCGCUCACAGCGCUCAGCCCCCGCUGGCUGUGAACCGUGUGAAGGUGACCUUCAGAGAUGAACCCGGAGAGGGCAGCGGAGUCGCUCGAUCAUUUUACACCAGCGUUGCUGAGGCUUUAUUAGCGAAUGAAAAGCUGCCGCCUUUGGAGUCGACUACUGGUAGCGGCAGCAAUAGUAGUACUACUAACGGUACACUCGGAUCUUCCGGCACGGCUGUUAGCGGCGCUAGUAGUAACAGUGGCACAAGCCGCAGCGGAGCCGGGCGUGCUCGUGCUAAGGACAACGCCCGCCGCGCUCCAGGCCGACCCGCACCAAGACCUCCCGCCGCCCGGGAACCGAGACGAGUACUCAGUGUGGACGCACGACCAUACUCACCGCAGGCUGCUCCUGGAACCGAAGGCGCUGGAUACAGCGGAGAUCGACCUGGAGGACACAACGAACAUCUCACGUUACAUCAAGCUCAACUCGGUGAAAGACUUUACCCUAAAGUUCAUUCCUUACAUCCAACGUUUGCUGGCAAAAUCACUGGCAUGUUGCUGGAACUGACGCCAGCCCAGCUCCUUGUACUCCUGGCAAGCGAGGACGCACUGCGGCAGAAAGUACGAGAGGCCAUGGAUCUCAUAGUACUACAUCCAUCAGAAGCUAUACUAGAUCUGGACGUGUUCUCGCUCUCAGAGCGCGGUGGUGGUGCGGGCGCGGGGGCGGCGGCUGGCGCGACCACGGCUGCCUCCGACGACGCUGCCCCACUGUUCUACUCACCCGGCAAGCGAGGGUACUACUCGCCGAGACAGGGACGCGCCACGCUUGAACGGAUCAACGCCUUCAGAAAUGUUGGCAGGAUUAUCGGUUUAUGCUUGUUACAAAAUGAACUCUGCCCGAUGUUUUUAAAUCGUCAUGUAUUGAAGUACAUACUGGGUAGACCCGUCAGAUUUCACGAUCUGGCAUUCUUCGAUCCUGUCGUCUACGAGAGCCUUCGUCAGCUGGUCGUCGAUGCUGAAACUGGAGACUCGCAUUCACUAUUUGCAGCUCUUGAUCUCAACUUUAGUUUGGAAAUGUGUGAAGAAGAAGGUGGUGGCUGCGUUGAACUGGUGCCUGGCGGUCGGGAAAUUGAAGUUACAGCUCUCAAUGUGUAUGACUAUGUACGAAAAUAUGCCCAACACCGCAUGCUGUUAUCACAGGAAAAAGCUCUUGAGGCAAUGCGUGUUGGUGUACUAGACGUGCUUCCUGAAUCUGCCCUAGAAGGCCUAACGGCUGAAGAUUUACGACUUCUAUUAAACGGUGUAGGAGAUAUAAAUGUGACGGCACUAGUAUCAUACACGAGCUUCAACGAUGAAAGCGGUGAACCUCCGGAACGACUUGCUCGUUUUAAACGAUGGCUUUGGGCUAUCGUUGAUAAGAUGACGCAUUUAGAAAGACAAGAUUUAGUAUAUUUCUGGACCGGGUCUCCAGCGCUUCCGGCGUCAGAAGAAGGCUUCCAGCCCAUGCCGUCUGUGACCAUCCGACCAGCCGACGACGCUCACCUCCCCACCGCUAAUACCUGCAUCUCUCGACUCUACAUACCUCUGUACUCCUCGCGACACGUUCUCAAACAUAAAUUAUUACUCGCUAUCAAAACUAAAAACUUCGGCUUUGUGUAA